This is a messenger RNA of Drosophila willistoni, 1308 nucleotides long. RefSeq names its product ATP synthase subunit s, mitochondrial. NCBI's taxonomy places the organism in Eukaryota, Metazoa, Arthropoda, Insecta, Diptera, Drosophilidae. The record is from RefSeq and is a predicted model, not a curated record. Bases 580 to 1212 code for a protein of 210 amino acids. The transcript has a single exon.
ACUAGUAGGAAAAAUUAACAGCAAAUAAUAAGUAAAUUAAUUUUAAACACUUCACUGCAUAUUUCGGCCGUUGGAUUACAAAAUUUGAACAAUUUUUUAUUUUCGGGAGUGUGACAUCAUUUUGUUUUUGCUAUAGCUUUAAUUUAUUCGUAAAUGGGAAAUAAAAAUUGUAACCAAUUUAAUCAGAAAACUGAAACGUAAAUACGUUUUUAUUUAAGGAUUUUUGAUGUGAACUACUUUCUUCGCAAAGCAAAUAAUAAUCAUACAGAUAGAGUAAUUCAUACUACUUAAAUUGUUAAAAUUUGAUAUAUUUGUUACCUUUGGAGAUGUACUAAGUGUCAGUUAAAAUUUUUGUAAAAAAAAAAAUAAAUAAAAAUUCAAAAAUGGAUCAAAAUCACAGGCAGAAAAAGUAGAAAAUAACCCAACACCGCCAUUUCUCAUCAGUGUUGGAAAUCGCAAGGAGCUUUUGGAAAUGAGAGGACAAAACAAAAUAAGAAAAAGUGAACAGCUGUUAAUAUUAUUAAAAUAAUAAAUUGAUACACAACCGGCAACAGUCCAAAGUUGCCGUGCAUAAAAAGUAUGUUGAGCCAUUUGCUAUCUCGACCAAGUUGCGUACUAAGAUGCAGUCCAUCUCCUUCCUCCAUCGGUGCUUCGGGAUUCUCUCGAAAGAUUUGGGGAUAUGUUGCAGUGGCAUUCAAUCAAGUUGAUGCUCAACGUCUGGCCAAGGUGGGCCCCAAUCGUCUUUGCGCCGAGUGGGUGGUAAAGAAUGGCGGAGGUGUCCGGUUUGUGGAUAGUCCCAGUAAACUGUGGAAGGAUUACAAUUCUCUGCCCGCCGAAACUACACAGUUUUGCCUAAAAGUAAUUGACGCAACCAAUGCGUCUAUAAUGAAAAUCGGAUUGGAACACUUUAAGAAUUGUAAUCACAUAGACACGGUGAUAUUUCAUAAUUGCAAGCACCUGGAAGACGAUGGCUUGGAGGGCCUCAAACAUUUAACUAAUAGUCUGACACGCCUUCAAAUCUCGGGAUGUUAUAAUCUAGUCGAUGCCGAUCUUGCUGUCAUCAGCGAAUUGAAAAAUCUCCAGCAGUUGAUCAUCUUCGAUAUGAUAUAUGUUAAGGAUAUGGAUGAGGUGGCACGAAAGUUGAAACAAUGUUUGCCGAAAUGUGAUAUAAAAGCCACCAAAUUUGGUGUCCCAGUCAAGGCGGACAAGUGAGAAUCUAUAAUUUUCUGAUUUAUGGUUGUUUUUCUGACACGCUUCUCUUGUGAUUUUGAUUGUUUUUUGGAUAAUAAAUUAUGACUGAGCAUUGAA